Messenger RNA from Doryrhamphus excisus (bluestripe pipefish), 1311 nucleotides. Its product is annotated as ankyrin repeat domain-containing protein 46. Gene Ontology annotation, molecular function: protein binding. The record is from RefSeq and is a predicted model, not a curated record. Lineage: Eukaryota; Metazoa; Chordata; Actinopteri; Syngnathiformes; Syngnathidae.
UUUGUUUAUGUAAUUUACACCCCAGACCGCUAGGUGGCGGUAAAUACGGGUAAACAAGAGAAGCCUGGCAUCAUAAUACUGCAGCUGCCAUUAGCUCCAAGAUAGCGAAUAAGAUUUUCACGCCUGAUUUGGGACAUUUUAACAGGUACACUGGAAUUUUCUGACACCCACUCGGACAUGUCCUAUGUCUUCAUCAACGACUCGUCGCAGACUAACGUGCCUCUGCUGCAGUCCUGCAUCGACGGAGACCUGGCCUUUGCCAAAAGGCUCCUGGAGACGGGAUGCGAUCCCAACAUUCGGGACAAUCGGGGCCGCACCGGCCUCCACCUAGCAGCCGCACGAGGAAACGUGGACAUCUGUCGCCUCCUCCAUAAGUUUGGUGCCGAUUUGCUGGCGACGGACUACCAAGGCAACACGGCAUUGCAUCUGUGCGGGCAUGUAGAUACCAUACAGUUCCUGGUGUCAAAUGGGCUGAAAAUUGAUAUCUGUAACCACAAUGGCUCAACUCCCCUGGUGCUGGCAAAGAGGCGCGGCGUCAACAAGGACGCCAUUCGUCUGCUGGAGGGACUGGAGGAGCAGGAGGUGAAAGGCUUCAACCGAGGUGCCCACUCCAAGUUGGAGACCAUGCAGAUGGCCGACAGUGAGAGUGCCAUGGAGAGCCACUCGUUACUCAACCCAAACCUGCAGAGCAGCGAAGGUGUGCUGUCUAGCUUCCGCACUACCUGGCAGGAGUUUGUGGAGGACCUGGGCUUCUGGAGGGUACUCCUGCUGCUGGUGGUCAUUGCCCUCCUCUCCCUGGGCAUCGCCUACUACGUCAGUGGAGUGCUGCCUUUCUCCACCAGCCAGCUGGAGCUGGUGCACUGAAUGAAGUACAAACAUCUAUAAUUAUACUGGUUGUUUUAUUAGCACUACAUCAUAUUGUUUUUUGUUUUUGUUUUUUUUUUAAUGGGGUUACGACCUCACCUGUUCUCUUAGUAUGUGUGUCUCAUGUCACUAUUAUUACCUUUACAGUGGAACCUAAACUCCAAUUAUGCACACUUUUUUGAUUCCUUUUCGCUGCUGUACAUUGCUAAUGUUUUGUACCUUUUUUUGCUCGCUGCCUUGUGUUAUUUAUCAAACCUCCUAACUAGCCCUGUCAUAGAAAUCAACAGAAGUUGUCGAAGCUGCAUCUUGUGCACACCUUGACUUGCGUGUUCCUUUUGUCUUCAUCAUUAAGACAUUCCAUGCAGCUUUGCAAUAUAGUUGAGGUAAAAGUACGUUUAUUUACAGCUUUGUUGACUGGCAGAUACAUUAAAAAACAUCUGAUUCUAA